AUGAUUCCUCUACUGAAGAAAAUGGAAAGCGGGACUUUUCAUAUCGAAGAAGUCACUGGAUUUCUCGUCAAAAACCCAAAAGAACUGCUGCCACCCUAUUUCGAAGAAUGGAAUGAACUGGCAUCGAAAAUGACUGAAUUAGUAAAAGUGAAUGAGUUUCGCAAAAGAGUUGAUAAGAUGUCUCAUCUUGAUCACCAGAAACUAAAUGGUUACCGUGAAAAGCGCUUGGCUCACCUUCAACUAUCAAUAAUUGGCGCAGGAUAUAUAUGGCAAGAUGGAGACAAAGGAGUUCCCCGUAAAAUUCCUAAGUGCCUGGCUGUACCUUGGUACAGAUUAUCCGAAGAAUUAGGAAUGAAACCUGUCUUGUCUCAUGCUGAUCUUAUUCUAGCGAAUUGGAAGAAGAAAGACGAAAAUGGACCACUGGAACUUGACAACCUCAAAUGUAUAUAUAAUGUGGCUGAUGGCGAAGGUCCUGAAUGGUUCGUGACUGUGACUGUUCAAAUUGAGAUUGAAUUCUAUCAAGCCUUAAUAAAUAUCAUCCACGGCAUUGAAGCUGUUAUUGACAAUGACGUCAUUCGCCUAUGCAAUUGUCUGAAGAAAGUUGAAGAAGCAGGGAACAAAAUGUUUGAAGUCUUGAAGCGUAUGAAUGAAAAACUGACACCCGAUUGUUUUUACUACGCAAUGCGUCCCUUCCUGGCCGGGUGGGGUACUGAGGGUAGCGCCAUACCCGACGGGCUGAUUUACGAAGGAAUUUCUGAAGAACCACAGAAGAUGAUUGGAGGAAGUGCAGGACAAAGUUCCACAAUUCAAACAUUGGAUGUUGGCCUCGGAGUUGAACAUAACGACGAUAAACAAAAUUUCCUUGAAACAAUGAGGAACUACAUGCCAAAGGCUCACAAGGAAUUCAUUGAAACACUCCAAAAAUCACCUUCCAUUCGAAAAUUUGUAACGGAAAAAAAUAAUCCAGAGUUAACAGAAGUUUACAAUAAAUGCUUGAAGAAUUUGGAGCAAUUUAGAAGUUGCCACAUUCAAAUUGUAUGCAGCUUGCCCAUCCAUAUCUAUCUAUGUUUAUUCAUAUCUAUCUAUCUAUCUAUCUAUCUAUCUAUCUAUCUAUCUAUCUAUCUAUCUAUCUAUCUAUCUCUUUCUCUCUCUCUCUAUAUAUAUAUAUAUAUAUAUAUAUAUAAAAGUUUACUCAUAUCUAUCUAUCUGUAUAUGUUUAUUCAUAUCUAUCUAUCUAUCAAUCUAUCUAUCUAUGUUUACUUAUAUCCAUUCAUCUAUCUAUAUAUGUUUACUCCUAUCUAUCUAUCUAUCUAUCUUGUAACAACAACAAACGUUUUCUUGCGUAGUGUGUUCUCGCCUAAUCGGAUGGCCAACGGCUGUCAGUACAUUGUGAAUAAAGCAAAAGAAAAACAAAAAACAGAUUACGCAAGCCUGGAAGAAAGGGGAACGGGCGGAUCUGAUCUUAUUCCAUUCCUGAAAGGAAUUCGCCAGACGACUAAAGAUGCACAAAUCUGA
Molecule: messenger RNA, 1515 nt
Organism: Acanthosepion pharaonis
Lineage: Eukaryota; Metazoa; Mollusca; Cephalopoda; Sepiida; Sepiidae
Source: the annotation of a GenBank genome assembly